This is a messenger RNA of Phalaenopsis equestris, 370 nucleotides long. RefSeq names its product protein DELETION OF SUV3 SUPPRESSOR 1(I)-like. The record is from RefSeq and is a predicted model, not a curated record. Gene Ontology annotation, biological process: mRNA export from nucleus; double-strand break repair via homologous recombination; proteasome assembly. Bases 1 to 234 code for a protein of 77 amino acids. Gene Ontology annotation, cellular component: proteasome regulatory particle, lid subcomplex; proteasome complex. The transcript has 2 exons. Lineage: Eukaryota; Viridiplantae; Streptophyta; Magnoliopsida; Asparagales; Orchidaceae.
AUGCACUUGGAUGCAAACAUAGACAAAUAUGAAAUGAUGGAUAGUGACACCAGUGACAAUUCGAGAGAGCCAGAGGCAAACGAGGACUAUAGUGUACGAGAUGAGCGGGAUGAUAAGGAAGAAGGAAAGGAAGUCCUGCAACAGUGGGAAGAUGAUUGGGAUGAUGAUGAUGUCAAUGAUGAUUUCUCCCUUCAAUUGAGAAAAGAAUUGAGAAGCAACUCAGAGAAGAAGUAAAGUGCCUCUUGCUCUCCUUCCUCCUUAUUGUGCUCUAUAAGCUUUAGCAAAAUGUUCUUUUGAGGUUUGUGUGCUUUUUCGAAAUGUGUUUUUAAUUUUGUGAACAGCUUUCUGUGUUGCAUUGCAACAGCUUUCU